UCACCGUUUCCCCUCUUAGCAAGUAUACGUACUAAAUGCUCUCGCGGCCGUGUUGGUUUCCCGCAUAAGUGGGCGUGGGAGGAAAGUCGCGCGGUCGUCCUGUAUCUACGAAAAUCGUGAACGAAACCCGUGAUUCAGCCCCGACUUGGGCGGAUGGAGAAGUCGAUGGCGUCGGAGGCGGCCUACGACCGACAGUGGCGGCUGCGCGCAGCGUUCUUCGGUGAUGACGAGGCCGAGUUUACGCGCCUCCUGCGGCAAGACGGAGUCGACCUCAACUUCGUGUACGGUGAGCCGGCGUUUGAGCCGCUGCUGCUCAGCGCAUGCCGCCGGCACGACUGGAAGCGAGUGCGGCGGCUGCGCGAGCUGGGUGCCGACCUGGAGGCACGCGACCUGUCCGGAGACCGGACGGCGCUGCUGUGGGCGGCCGAGCAGGCCGAGCUGCCGCUGCUGCAGCUGCUGCUGGGCGACCCAGCCGCCGGCGACGCAGCCGCCGAGGAGACCAGCUUCAUCGCGCCGCCAGUCGACCUGAACGCUCGCAACACGGCCGACAGCACGGCACUGAUGCGGCCGCCGACCGAGCGGCUGGAUCUGACGCCGCUGCGGGACGACGGACCGCGCGGCCUCGACGAGACCGCCCUGCACAAGGCGGCGCGCUGCGAGCCGGCGCCCGGCGUGCGCCAGGACUUCGACGAGUGCCUGCGCCUGCUUCUGGCCGAGCGGGCAGACACGCCCUGCGCUUGCCCGCAGAUCGACUUCACUUGCCUGGUGCCGCCGCAGCGACCGCAGAAGACGCCGGAGAUGCCGGUGCUGAUGCGCAUGCGCGACAGCCCGCUGCUGCGGCCGCUGCUCCGCCAUCCGGUGAUUGUGGCUCUGCUGUACCUCAAGUACGACCGCGUGCGCUGGAUUUACUACUUCAACGUGCUGCUGUUCCUGAGCUUCACCGUGCUGCUGACGCUGUUCGUGUUCGGACUGGACGGCCGCGCCGGUCUGGGCGAGUGGGCCAGCUCGGCGGGGGUGCGCAUCGUGCUCACGGUCGGUCUGGCGCUGCUGGCGCUGCGCGAGCUGGUGCAGGUAACGCUCUCCGGGCCGCUGUACUUCCUCAGCCUGGAGAACCUGGUGGAGAUGGGGGUGGUGGCGCUGGGCCUGCCGCUGCUGUGGGCCACGCUCAGUUCGGCCACCGCCCACCACCUGUCCGCCUGGGUCAUGAUCUUCACCUGGCUCGAGGUGGCGAUGAGCAUGGGCAGGCUACCCUCGCUGGCGCGCUACAAGACCAUGAUGGAGAGCAUCGCGCUCAGCUUCGGCAAGCUUAUCUUCCUCUACUUCGGUCUGGUGCUCGCCUUCGCCAUCGCCUUCUACCUGGUUUUCAACGGCGUCGACAGCUUCGCCACGUUCGGCGUGUCCGUGCCGAAGGCGAUCGCCAUGGCCACUGGCGAAUUUGACUACGGCGACCUGAGCGCCACUCUGCAGGUAGACGCUGCCCAGGGCAUCGGCCCGUCGCACGUCGUCUCCUCGGUCUUGCUCUUCAUCUGCUUCCUCUUCCUCAUCUUCAUCGUGCUGAUGAACCUGCUCACUGCCCUGGCCGUGGACGACACCAAGGCCAUCAUGGAUAACGCCGAGGUCAUGGCGCAGGACAAUCGCACUCUGUUGCUCAGCUACAUCGAGGACUUUUUCCUGCUGACCUACCUGCCACGGCGGCUGAAGCGACCGGACGGUGCGCUGCGCGAGGCAGCCGACUCGUGCUGCAGCGGUCUGCGGCACCGGCUGCGCAGUCGCCUGCUGCUCUUCCAUUCGGCGCUCAGCGCGUGCACGUACCCGUUCUUCCCCAACCGGCGGCCGGACGAGGUCACGUGCCGCGUGGUGGCGAACGCCAUGCGCCAGCGCCAGUGCGGCCAUGGCGCGCGCCUCUGCCUCCGUUGGCUGACGCUGGAUGAGUGCGCGGCGGGCGACCGCAGGCGGGAGCUGUGCGAGCUGCCGGCCGAGGUCAGGCAGCAGCUGCUGAAGCUGGUCGUCAAGGAGCCCACGCUGCAGCAGCAGGUGGACAAGCUGCAGUCGGACGUCACCGUGCUGGCCUCGGCGCUCUUUGCGUAUUUGGAGGCACAGAAGAGCUCGCCGUGAACGGUGGGGCGCCCGAGCCGCCUCCGGCGACGAAGGGCCAGCGUGUUGAUGUUAGCCUGGGCUGAUGUCAGCGUGCCAGCUGCCGCUUACCAGCCGGCGGCGCGCUGACAUCAGCCCCGCCCAGCCCGCCGGGAAGCGAGCUGCUCCCGCUGGUGCCCCGCACCGCUUUACGGCAGACUCGUGCACCACCGUUUUGCUUGUGACUGGAAGAUUAAGCUUGUUGAUGGUAUUUUUUAUGCUUUUUGUGCUGCGUUUUAAGCAUGCGAAGCGUCCUUGGCCCCUGCUUGCUUUCUCAGGUAUUCUGCGCUCUUCUGCUCAGGUGGUCUCUUGAGGUAGUGGCCUGCCUCUCUCUUGGCUCGCGAAGGCAGCCCGUAUGAGAGUGCGAGCGGUAUCAAGGGGGGGGGGGGGGG
Molecule: messenger RNA, 2525 nt
Organism: Pollicipes pollicipes
Lineage: Eukaryota; Metazoa; Arthropoda; Thecostraca; Pollicipedomorpha; Pollicipedidae
Exons: 4
Coding region: 154-2115 (653 amino acids)
Biological process (GO): monoatomic ion transmembrane transport
Cellular component (GO): membrane; transmembrane transporter complex
Molecular function (GO): monoatomic ion channel activity
Source: RefSeq, a predicted model, not a curated record